CCGCAUAGUUAUUACAAUAUAAUAUUAUAUUUUCCGUUUGCGUCUGCAACAUUACAACAAAAGUAAAAAAAAUCACAAGUUUUUAACGCAUUUACAGAAAAACAGUUAUGGGUGUCGACGUAGAAACAUUAACACCUGGGAAUGGUACUACAUAUCCAAAACCAGGUCAAACUGUUGUGGUACAUUACACUGGAACAUUAACAGAUGGAAAGAAAUUCGACUCCUCAAGAGAUCGUGGUCAGCCCUUCAAAUUUACAGUCGGUAAAGGCGAUGUUAUUAAAGGCUGGGAUCAAGGAUUAACAAAGAUGUCAGUAGGAGAGAGAGCAAAAUUAACAUGCUCACCCGACUUUGCAUAUGGAUCAAGAGGCCACCCUGGUAUCAUACCCCCCAACGCAACAUUAAUUUUUGAUGUAGAGUUAUUGAGUGUUGAAUAAUCUACUUACAAAUUUUAUAUUUAUUUUAGCUUUAAGAUUCUUAAUUAUUCUUCUGAUAAUUUUGAAAUUUACUUAACAAAGACUCUUUUUAAGGUUCCGUACCCAAAGGGUAAAAACGGGACCCUAUUGCUGAGACUUUGAUUUCUGUCCGUUUUUCUCCAGGCUGUAUCUCAUAAACUGCUAGCUAC
Messenger RNA from Aricia agestis (brown argus), 622 nucleotides. RefSeq names its product peptidyl-prolyl cis-trans isomerase Fkbp12-like. Gene Ontology annotation, molecular function: peptidyl-prolyl cis-trans isomerase activity. The record is from RefSeq and is a predicted model, not a curated record. The transcript is spliced from 3 exons. The coding region runs from base 108 to 434 and encodes 108 amino acids. NCBI's taxonomy places the organism in Eukaryota, Metazoa, Arthropoda, Insecta, Lepidoptera, Lycaenidae.